CGCCCCAACCACCGUACUCCCAGCUUCCCAGGGCACCGCCUGGCGGCCGGGUGUCCCAAGGCUCCGCUCUCCGGGGCUGCGACGGAGGCGCAGGCGGCGGCAGGAAGAUUGGCUAUUACCUUUUGGAAUGAUGUCCACAAUGAAGUUAGUGUUGACACUUCUGUUUUCUGGCAUUAUAACUAGUUGCAGAAGUAAUUCUACCUAUAAUUUGGUGCCCCGGUUACUCUUGGUAUCCUUUGAUGGCUUCAGGGCUGACUAUCUAAAGAAGUAUGAACUUCCUCAUCUUCGUAAUUUUAUCGAAGAAGGUGUCUUGGUGGAGCAUGUUAAGAACGUUUUCAUCACAAAAACUUUUCCAAAUCACUACAGUAUAGUGACAGGCCUGUAUGAAGAAAACCAUGGCAUCGUGGCUAACUCAAUGUAUGAUGCAGAAACACAAAAACGUUUUUCAGAAUCCAAAGACAAAGAUCCUUUUUGGUGGAAUGAAGCAACCCCCAUUUGGGUAACCAAUGAGCUUGAAGAAAACAGAACGAGUGCUGCUGCUAUGUGGCCUGGUACUGAUGUGGCUAUCCACAAUACAACUCCUUCCUAUUUUAUGAAUUAUAAUUCUUCAGUAACAUUUGAUGAGAGAUUAGACAAUAUUGCUAAAUGGCUGAACAACUCAGAUCCUUUGGUUACCUUUGCAACACUUUAUUGGGAAGAACCAGAUGCAAGUGGACACAAAUAUGGACCUGAAGAUAAAGAGCAAAUGAGUGUUGUGUUGAAAGAAGUAGAUAACCACGUUGGUCAUCUUGUCCAUAAACUCAAGACAUUGGGAUUGUGGGAAAGCCUAAAUGUGAUCAUUACAAGUGAUCAUGGGAUGACCCAGUGUUCUAAGGAUAAAAUGAUAAAAUUGGAUGCCUGCAUUGAUCGCUCAAGCUAUACUAUAGUAGACACAACCCCAGUUGCUGCCAUACUGCCUAAAGAAAAUCAAACUUAUGUUUUUAAAAAGCUAGAACACUGCAAUACUCACAUGAAAGUCUAUCUUAAAGAUGGUAUUCCAGAAAGAUUUCAUUACCAGCACAAUAAACGAAUUCAGCCAGUUCUUUUGGUUGCGGAUGAAGGCUGGACAAUUGUGCUUAAUGAAUCAUUUAAAUUAGGUGACCAUGGUUAUGAUAAUUCGUUGCCAAGCAUGCAUCCAUUCCUGGCUGCCCAUGGUCCUGCUUUUCACAAAGGCUAUAAGCACAGCACAAUUAACAUUGUAGAUAUUUAUCCUAUGAUGUGUCACAUCCUGGGAUUAAAACCACAUCCAAACAAUGGAACUUUUAGUAACACUAAGUGUUUAUUAGCUGAUCAAUGGUGCAUAAAUCUCCCAGAAGCUAUCGGAAUAGUGAUUGGUGCCUUUCUGGUGUUAACUACUCUGACCUGCCUCAUCAUUAUCAUGAAAAACAAACUGUCUGUUCCACGGCCGUUUUCCCGUCUUCAGCUACAAGAAGAAGAUGAUGAUGAUCCUUUGAUUGGAUAGCCUGUGCAAAGUCUUGACUGUGUCUUGAAGCACUCAUUUGAGUUAAGUCAUCAAACAUAGGAGAAUUAUGCUGGAUGGUAUAUCAUCAAAAGGUACAGUUCAAAAGAAUUACAAAGGAGUUAGACCAAACAUGUUAACAGUUGUUUUUAUACAUUUUUCCGUGUGUUAGCAAAUAUAACUACACUGACCAUAGAUGAGUUCACUAGACAAGCUAAAAAGUGAUCUCUUUUGCAAACUAGAAAAGUCUUGUGCAGCAUUAUUUAUGCCACUUUUUGUUUUUGCAACUAUUGUACCUCCAAAUACCAAAAACUUAGCAAGUAUCUGGGUCUCUAGUGAAUCUUUAUAUAUGUAAAUGAAACAAAAUUCUUCAUGCAGUUCUUGCACAUUCAUGUAUCAGGGAGAAAAGAGUUUCUAUAUUUUUGUAUUAACCUUUAAUAAGACCUUCCCCUCAACUAAUAUAUACAUAUGGUGAAUUGCUGUCUUUGUUGUAGAGUUAGGAAAUAGGAAAGCAGAGAUCCAAUUUAAGAAGCAAUGAUUCUUAGGAAAGGUAAUGGGAGUUAAAUUUUUGCUAGUCCGGUGUGUGUUUGUCACCAUUCUUGAGAAAUACUUCUUAUUUUAUGACUCUAGUCUGCUGAGGUCUUACACAUACUUCUUGAAGAAUUGUACCAGAUUAGAAAUGUAGAAGGAAAUAUGACAAAGUAUUAAAUAUUUUAUGAUUGCCUUUCCUGCAUAAAGUACAACGUAUUUAGUGUCUGUGUGGCACCUGGGCUUUUCUUUUCUUUUUUUUUUUAAAGAGAACCCAGCAACCUAACUUUAACAUUAGGUCCAUGGGCAAAAUUUCAAAUAACCAUUAGGCUAAUUAAUGUUAGCCUUUUAGGAAGAUUUUAUUUUUGCACUUAAAUGUAAGUUGGGGGGGGGGGAGUUUGCACUUUAACUUUAGCACUUAAACAUCCUAUCUUUGUAACUCAUGGAUUAAAACUAUACUUUUUUUUAAUCACUGAUUUUGGUUACUAUUGCUAACUUUCUCAUGUUAUUUAUUUUAACAUCUAAUAUCCUGUUACUAGGAAAUAUAUGAAUAUUAGGUUUAAGAAGUUCUCUCCCCUUUGAACAUUCUUGGUGGCUCAACUUUCUAGGCAGUUUGGUAGUUCAGAGAACUAGUACUGAGAGUUAGGAUUUUUUUACCUUAUUUGUGUGUCAUCUUUAAAGAAUAAAAAUUAUUUACACUGUGAUUUUUAUUAAUACUGUGACGUUGCUGAGUAUCCCAAAUAACUUUGUUGACCUUAUUUUCAGUUCUUAUUUGUAUCACAGAAACGUUGUUUCUCAUAUUUUGACUGGCUUAAAGCCAAAGAUUUAUCAUGAAGGAGUGUCCUUCCACCCAAGGGUGGCACUUCCCUUGCUAAUUGAAAAUUUAACAUUCUUAUAAGGAAGGUAACACAUUGCAUUCUCAGUCACUAUUUAGUGGAAAAUUUUGUCUCUGUAAUCAGAGAAAUGCCCGAGACAAGUGGUUAAUAGAACUUGUGAUCUUUAAAAAGUUAGUAGUGUGAAAUAUUGAAUAGCUGAGCUUGUAAACAUCAAUAUUGGAAGACACUCUGCACAAAAUAUUUUGUUUUCUAAGUAACUUAACUUUUGAUUAUUUGUGAUGAUGGAAUAUGGCACUCUUAUUGGUUAGCAAACUGAUUGAGUCAACCUGUGUGGUCAACUUUGGCCCUAUUCCUGGUAGCAGAAUUCUUUGACUAAUCAGGUCAGUUGGCCUCUAGAGAAGAUUCCCAGACCAGCUCUGCAGAAAUAACUUUAAGUGUGACUACUGUACAUGCAGGUAAAAGGGAGUAUUGAUUAUUGAGGGCACGUGAACAAACAGAUUAUUUCAGGAUUAUUUACCUUUUUGACAAAUAUUUGUAUCUGCUUUUUCCCAAAGGCCAGGGAAUAGGUAAUAUAAGGGGGUAUUAGUUUAUUUUUAUGAAUUAUUGUAAGCAUUGCUACAUAAUUCAGACUAGAAACUUACUUGUAGAACAAAAUUAACCCAAAAGAAUCUAAUUGCAAAAUAUUUUCAGAAUUUUAAAAUCUGGGGUAUUGGACUGUUUUUAGAACAAGUGCCUGAAAUAUGAUAGUCAAUUGUUUUGUAGUAAUUGGGGCAGAAGUUGGCCCUUACAAUCAGUAGGCUUAUUGAUACUCAAAAAGUUUUCAUGACUCCUUUCUGAAAAUCUCAACUUUCUGAAAUUGCAGCAUGUUUGUUAAUGAAUUAUUUAAAACAAGAAUAUGCAUUUAUCUGUUAAUGCCAACAAAGUUGGAUUCUUUUUUGUUGUUGUUAAUAUAUAUCUUCCUGGAGAAAAGAACAGUACUUAAAAUGAAAAGUUUAUUGUUAAAUUAUACUUUAAGUUAAUUUACAGUAUGAAAGUUUUAAUCUGCAACUUUAGAAAAUAAGCCAGGAGCUGCUGUAGUACACUGGAAAAAUACCUAGUAAAAUUAACCUUCUUACAAAAAUUGCUAUAAUAUUUUGCUAAGCAUUUCAAAUAUUUGAUUAGUAAAGCUGAUAUCUUUUUACAUACCACUUAAAAAUGAAAUAUUUAUUAGUGGAGAUUUAACAGUUUCCAACAAUGUCAGUCAAAGGUGGUAAGAAGAAUUUUGACUAUUUUUUUUUUAUUAAGAAUGAAACUGAUAGAAGGUAUCUUUAUAGAUAGAUGGAAGGGGGGGCAGUUUUGCUUUUCCCUUGAACAUCUAAAAAACUGAACUCUCUCAAAUGAUAUUCCUUGUAGUGAUCUGUUAUGCUUGUUAUAGGAGCUUGAAUAUCAAGUUACUUGGGACACAGGAAAAUUGAAAGUGUUUUUUCAUGGUUUUUGUUUGCCAGUAUCUGGUAAGCUCUGAGACCUGGGUGGGGGGGAGAGGGAGGGAAGGGGUAGUUGGAGAAGAUGCUGCCGUUUUUGAUAAAGGUAGUUGUUUGAAGGGAAAAGGAUGAUUAGAAAUGUUUAAUCAUUUUCCCCUCAUUAAAUACUGUGUGUGAAUAAAGUACAUGUAAACAAAGUACUAUUUUUAAAAUGUAGUGCCUUAAAUUUUAAGUAAAAUAUUUAUAUUUUGUCUUUAUUGUUUGGAUUUCUGUGGAGAGAUUUUUGUAUAUACCUUUGGGGGGAAAAAAACAGCUUACCAAUAAAAAUUAUCCUCAAA
Phascolarctos cinereus (koala) is the source of this 4660-nucleotide messenger RNA. It is a transcript of the gene ENPP4, whose product is annotated as ectonucleotide pyrophosphatase/phosphodiesterase 4. The record is from RefSeq and is a predicted model, not a curated record. Lineage: Eukaryota; Metazoa; Chordata; Mammalia; Diprotodontia; Phascolarctidae.